GAAGAAUUGGCCGACACGGAGCGUUACUUCUGCAGCAGUUGUAAAUGCAAACAGAAGUCGACUAAGCAGUUUUGGAUACGCAGAUUACCCAACGUUUUGUGUCUACAUCUCAAAGAUUCCGGUGGCACAAUUACUUUAGGACUAAAGUGGACACGUCGAUCUCGUUCCCGCUGCGGUCGCUGGACAUGUCGCGGUUCGUGCUGGCCAACGUGCCCGACACGCGCCGCUCCGGCCGCGGCAACCAGCUCUACGACCUCGCCGCCGUCAUCGUGCACCACGGCUCCGGCGCCGGCUCGGGCCACUACACGGCGUUCGCGAUCAACGAGGAGCAGUGGUUCCACUUCAACGACCAGACGGUGCGCGCGGCCGACGCGGGCGCCGUGGCGGCCUGCAAGCCCUACAUCCUCUUCUACAUCCGCCGCGAGCUGGCGCUGCCGCCCGCCUCGUGACCCGCCCGCGUCGAGGGCGAGCGCGGUACUGCUGUAAGGCGAGCCGUUGCCAACAUCAGAAAGUCAUCAGGGCUUGGUGCCAACCUCAGAAGCAGAUGCGCUGUUGUCCGGCUCUUCACUGUCGACUCUGGCUGGAGCCUCUGCCGGUCGUACUCCUCUGACCGGCACUACGUUGGCUCGAAACACUUCAUGGAUUCCUCAAAACUUACCGACACGAGAGGACUAAUUAUGAUGACUAUGAUCACCUGUAUUAGUGGAAUGUAGCGUCUCAGAUAAUUUAAAAACGUAGUUACGUGAAAUAUUAUGAGGCAAUUACGUGGUCACAAGAUAAAAUAUAUAUUAUGUUCUAUUAUAUGUUUAAUGUUGUCGAAAAUUUAUAUAACAUUGCUACUUAUAAUUACUUCUCUAUUACGAGUUCGUUGGGAAGGCUAUGUGAAUGUCUUCACAGCAACUCUUACAAGCGUGCGACGUUCACUAACCGUUCCAGUCGCAUAUCUGAUCUCAUAAAAGGUGACCUAACCCGCAAUGUAAUGUGAACUUUCAACAUUCUCCUAUAGAUAGGCUACAAUUCGUUCUUUGAAAAUCGUUAAAUUUGUUUGCAACCAUACUCUUUAAAACUUUUUUAAUCUACUUGAUAAAGAUUUGCAUAAAAUUUACUGGAAAUACAAGUUUCCAUAGAUUAGUAUACAGAACAGGGAAUACAAUAAACGCGAAUCCCAUGCUCUGAUAUAAUCUUUGUAUAAUAAAUAAUCACCGUAGAAACUGUUUUAUUUGGUGAUAUCGGCAUUUUAGGACCUUUGGUCCAACUUGUUCCACUAUACCAUAGAUAGUCACAAAUUUGUAGUCAUUUCAUGGCUCCAGAAAAAAUACUGAGCAGGUAGUAUAUCGAUAAAUUAUGAAAUAGAUAUAUUAAUGCAUUCAUUAGAACAAUUUGAAUUUUGGGCAUUUACUAUAGGAACAAUCUAAUUUAUUACUACUGCUACUAUACUCGUGAAAGAUUUUAAAAUAACUUUAGUAUGAUGCCAUAGACAAGAAUCAGGUUUAAAAAAAAAUGUGGCAAGAGAAACUUGGAAUAUGAAAUCAGACUAAGAUCAUUCCUAGGCUUACAAUUGAGCGGGUCUCAAUGAUUUUGUGUUUGUGUGUGUUGAAAUUAUUCCAUACAGGUCGCUUCGAUAUACUUAACAUUUUUGGCUUCGUUUUCAACUAUUUAUAUAAAAAUAAAUAAAUGUUAUAAAUUAAAAUAAUUUUAAGGAAAUCGGCGUCUGUUGCUCAUUAAAAACUAUGUACCUUUCCAUAGCAUAUUCGUAGCACAAUAUUAAAAGUUGUAAGCAUGAAUAUAUUAAAAUAGUUAACUUAUUGAACGAAUCAUUUAAAUUAAAUGCAUAUAUAAAUAAAAUAUACAAAGUGUGAAAGACAACAGUUAUGAAUGUCGUAUAAUGUUUAGGUAAAGCGCGAUAAUGUAUUUGCAACGGGUAACGAGGUGUCAUGCCAUAUAAUGCAUUUCACUUAAUAUAAGCCAUAAUGAAACUGGGAUUUAGUUUGUUCUCGUUUACACAACUGCAUACUCAACAUUCCCGUGUUUGUUUUCUUUGAGUAAAAUUAGCGAAACAAAUCAUUUGUACACACAUCGGUGUUUUUAAUUUGUACUGAGCUGUUCAACGGAUAAUAUUUUUCUAGUUAGCGAUCGAUUAUUCGGUUCUAACAGGCCGGCAGAAUUGUGUCGUCUGCCGAGGUGUAAUCAUCUCUCGUCAGUCGCCAUUAUAUUGGACCCCACUCGAUUUACCAUCAGGUUCAAAGGGUUCAUUUUGCCGUGUACUUUUAAAAAAUCAUAAGUUGACUAAGCUGCAGAUUUGUGUGUGCGUGUGUAAGUAACACUCCACAUUACAAAUAAUUUGUUUCGCUAAUAUUACUAUACUGCCCCGCUGUAUAGUAAUAGUAGCGGCGGGACUUAGCUGACCGUUUUGUGUAAAACAAUGUGAUAGUAUAAUUUGUGUAUGUACAUAAACUGCUGAUGAUUUGUGUCGUGAAUGUUCUCUUUUGCUAAGUACCUUAUUUGAAUAGCAGGUUUAUUUUGUGUAAGUACUUCAAUUACUGGAAGUUUAAGUGAUUGAAUUUAAUAAAUUCGCCAAUUUAAACCAU
Manduca sexta (tobacco hornworm) is the source of this 2588-nucleotide messenger RNA. Its product is annotated as ubiquitin carboxyl-terminal hydrolase 3-like. The record is from RefSeq and is a predicted model, not a curated record. NCBI's taxonomy places the organism in Eukaryota, Metazoa, Arthropoda, Insecta, Lepidoptera, Sphingidae. Gene Ontology annotation, molecular function: cysteine-type deubiquitinase activity. Gene Ontology annotation, biological process: protein deubiquitination. Gene Ontology annotation, cellular component: cytoplasm. The coding region runs from base 186 to 449 and encodes 87 amino acids. The transcript is spliced from 3 exons.